Molecule: messenger RNA, 303 nt
Organism: Neoarthrinium moseri
Lineage: Eukaryota; Fungi; Ascomycota; Sordariomycetes; Amphisphaeriales; Apiosporaceae
Exons: 1
Coding region: 1-303 (100 amino acids)
Source: RefSeq, a predicted model, not a curated record
AUGGCGCCAAAGCUCAUCUCAUGCCAAGAUAAGCGUGAGCACGCGUUCGAAGGCUAUCAACGCGCUUACGUGUUGGUCCACCAUGCUGCGCACCAUCUUCGCCCAACGGGUUACAAACUCGGUAUUGGCCGUCCGCUGUUUCGAAAGAACGAAAAGAAAGGCGCCAAGAAAGACGACGAUAAUGACGACAAGAUCCAGCAGGAGGAAGAGGUAGAGAGCGACAACACUGUAUUCGAGUUCAACCUUGAUAAGGAGGUUAUCAGGCGCCGCCUCACCAAAACUAUUAUGCGGGAGGGGGAAUGA